Ochotona princeps (American pika) is the source of this 3932-nucleotide messenger RNA. It is a transcript of the gene INPP5D, whose product is annotated as inositol polyphosphate-5-phosphatase D. Gene Ontology annotation, biological process: phosphatidylinositol dephosphorylation. Lineage: Eukaryota; Metazoa; Chordata; Mammalia; Lagomorpha; Ochotonidae. Gene Ontology annotation, molecular function: phosphatase activity. Bases 125 to 3715 code for a protein of 1196 amino acids. The transcript has 27 exons. The record is from RefSeq and is a predicted model, not a curated record.
AGCAGCAGCAGCAGUGGCAGGAGCAGCAGCCGCCCCAGGCGACACUGACAGCGGCCCCGGCGGGCGGCGGUGGCUCCCAGGGCUGGCGUGUGGGUCCCCAGGCGUGGGGAGGCCUGUGGCCGCCAUGGUGCCCUGCUGGAACCACGGCAACAUCACCCGCUCCAAGGCUGAGGAGCUGCUCUCCAGAACGGGCAAGGACGGCAGCUUCCUCGUGCGCGCCAGCGAGUCCAUCUCCCGGGCCUACGCGCUCUGCGUGCUGUAUCGGAAUUGUGUCUACACCUACAGAAUCCUGCCCAAUGAGGAUGACAAAUUCACAGUUCAGGCAUCCGAAGGCGUCCCCAUGAGGUUCUUCACCAAGCUGGACCAGCUCAUCGAGUUCUACAAGAAGGAAAACAUGGGGCUGGUGACGCACCUGCAGUACCCUGUGCCCCUGGAGGAGGAAGAUGCGGGGGACGAGCCCGAGGAAGACACGGAAAGCAUCACGUCCCCACCUGAGCUGCCUCCCAGAAACAUCCUUCUGCCCCAGGGGCUCUGUGAUGCGAAGGAGUUUCCUGCAUCACUGGAGAGUGCCCGCGCCCCUGAAGUCAACCGGCCCAGCCCCUCGGAGACACUGCUGCAGCGGCUGCAGACUGUGGACACCAGCGGACUCCCGGAAGAGCAUCUCAAAGCCAUUCAGGAUUAUCUGAGCACUCAGCUCCUGCUGGACUUGGAAUUUGUGAAGACAGGCUCCGGGAGCCUUCCACAUCUGAAAAAACUGACCACGCUACUGUGCAAGGAGCUGUACAGUGAAGUCAUCCGGACCCUCCCAUCUCUGGAGUCUCUGCAAAGGCUUUUUGACCAGCAGCUCUCCCCUGGCCUCCGUCCGCGACCUCAGGUACCCGGUGAGGCCAAUCUGGUCAACAUGGUGGCCAAGCUCAGCCAACUGACAAGUCUGCUGUCCUCCAUUGAGGAUAAGGUCAAGACCUUUCUGAGCGAGGGGCCCGAGGCCUCCCACCGGCGAUCCCUCAUCCCUCCAGUCACCUUCGAGGUGAAGGCAGAGUCCCUGGGGAUUCCUCAGAAGCUGCAGCUCAAAGUGGACGUGGAGUCUGGGAAACUGAUCAUCAAGAAAUCCAAGGAUGGUUCUGAGGACAAAUUCUACAGCCACAAGAAAAUCCUGCAGCUUAUCAAGUCGCAGAAGUUUCUCAACAAGCUGGUGAUUCUGGUGGAGACAGAGAAGGAGAAGAUCCAGCGAAAGGAGUAUGUUUUUGCUGAUUCCAAAAAGAGAGAAGGCUUCUGCCAGCUGCUGCAGCAGAUGAAGAACAAACACUCGGAACAGCCCGAGCCGGACAUGAUCACCAUCUUCAUCGGCACCUGGAACAUGGGUAACGCCCCCCCUCCCAAGAAGAUCACGUCCUGGUUUCUCUCCAAGGGGCAGGGAAAGACACGGGACGACACCGCAGACUACAUCCCGCACGACAUCUAUGUGAUCGGCACCCAGGAGGACCCCCUGGGAGAGAAGGAGUGGCUGGAGAUCCUCAGGCACUCCCUGCAGGAGAUCACCAGCAUGACCUUCAAGACGGUGGCCAUCCACACCCUCUGGAAUAUCCGUAUCGUGGUGCUGGCCAAGCCGGAGCAUGAGAAUCGCAUCAGCCACAUCUGCACGGACAACGUGAAGACGGGCAUCGCAAACACACUGGGGAACAAGGGAGCCGUGGGAGUGUCGUUCAUGUUCAACGGGACUUCCUUAGGGUUCGUUAACAGCCACUUGACUUCAGGAAGUGAAAAGAAGCUCAGGCGGAACCAGAACUACAUGAACAUCCUCCGCUUCCUGGCCCUGGGGGACAAGAAACUAAGUCCCUUUAACAUCACUCACCGCUUCACCCACCUCUUCUGGCUCGGGGAUCUGAACUACCGUGUGGAGCUGCCCACCUGGGAAGCGGAGACCAUCAUCCAGAAGAUCAAACAGCAGCAGUACACAGACCUCCUGUCCCACGACCAGCUGCUCACCGAGCGCAAAGAACAGAAAGUCUUCCUGCACUUUGAGGAGGAGGAGAUCACGUUUGCGCCGACCUACCGCUUCGAAAGACUGACGCGGGACAGAUACGCCUACACCAAGCAGAAGGCGACAGGGAUGAAGUACAACUUGCCCUCGUGGUGUGACCGGGUCCUCUGGAAGUCUUACCCGCUGGUGCACGUGGUCUGUCAGUCCUACGGCAGCACCAGUGACAUCAUGACAAGUGACCACAGCCCCGUCUUUGCCACGUUUGAGGCCGGGGUCACCUCCCAGUUUGUCUCCAAGAACGGCCCAGGGACAGUGGAUGGCCAAGGGCAGAUCGAGUUCCUCAGGUGCUACGCCACAUUGAAGACCAAGUCUCAGACCAAGUUCUACCUGGAGUUCCACUCAAGUUGCCUGGAGAGUUUUGUCAAGAGCCAGGAAGGAGAGAAUGAAGAGGGCAGUGAGGGCGAGCUGGUGGUGAAGUUCGGCGAGACCCUCCCCAAGCUGACACCCAUUAUCUCCGACCCUGAGUACCUGCUGGACCAGCACAUUCUGAUUAGCAUUAAGUCAUCUGACAGCGAUGAGUCCUAUGGCGAGGGCUGCAUCGCUCUGCGGUUAGAGGCCACGGAAACACCACUGCCCAUCCACACGCCGCUCACACACCAUGGGGAGAUGACAGGCCACUUCCGCGGGGAGAUCAAGCUACAGACCUCACAGGGCAAGAAGCGGGAGAAGCUGUACGACUUUGUGAAGACAGAGCGGGAUGACUCCAGUGGGUUAAAGUCCCUGAGGAACUUCAGCAGCCACGACUCUGGGAAGCAGUGGGAGCCGGCUGGCAGGGCCCCUCCAUGCAGCGGCCCCAACGUCACCGAGAUCAUCAACCCCAACUACAUGGGCGUGGGGCCCUUCGGGCAGCCGAUGCCCCUGCACGUGAAGCAGAUGCUGUCCCCUGACCAGCAGCUCACAGCCUGGAGCUAUGACCAGCUUCCCAAGGACUCCUCGCUAGGGCCCGGCAGAGGAGACAGCCCCCCGACACCUCCCUCCCAGCCGCCCCUGUCGCCAAAGAAAUUCUCAUCCUCAGCAACGAAUCGGGGGCCCUGCCCCAGGGUGCAGGAGGCCAGGCCUGGUGACCUGGGGAAGAACACAGCCGAAGCCUGCCCACAGGAGGACCUGCAGCCGACCAAGCCGGAGAUGUUUGAGAACCCACUGUACGGCUCCGUGAACUCCUUUCCUAAGCCAAUUCCCAGGAAGGAGCAGGAGUCCCCCAAACUGCUGAGGAAGGAGCCCCCAUCCUGCCUGGACUCCGGGCUCCAAUCACCCAGCAUUGUGCUCACCAAAGCCCAGGAGGGUGAGGGAGGCAAGGGCCCGGGCAAGCAAGCCCCCGUGCCCCCAAUCUGCCCAGCGCCCCGGCUGCGCUCCUUCACCUGCUCCUCCUCUGCAGAGGGCAGGGUGGCCAGUGGGGACAAGAGCCAAGGGAAACCCAAGGCCCCAGCCAGCUCCCAAGCCCCAGUGCCAGCCAAGAGGCCCAUCAAGCCCUCCAGGUCAGAAAUGAGCCAGCAGUCCGGGUCCCUGUCGAUGCCACCCACUCCAUCCCCGAGGCCACCCCUGCCCGUCAAGAGUCCAGCUGUGCUGCACUUGCAGCACUCCAAGAGCCGUGACUACCGUGAGAACACCGAGCUCCCCCACCACGGCAAGCACCGGCCAGAGGAGGGGCCGCUCAGCAGGACCACCAUGCAGUGAAGCCCUGGGGAAGCUGCUGGCAGUUCAGGCCAGGAGCCUGGAGGAGAGCCGAAGCCACCCACCGCCUCGCCCAAGACCUCCUGCCGGCCCCUCGCCUCUUCCAGCUUCCUGUGCCAGGCUUUGCAACUCUUAGGAAAACAGGCCCAGCUUCUGUGUGGCCUGAGCAGUGCACUGGCUGCCAAGCUGGGCACCAUACACUGAGGGUGGAAAGGAAAGC